This is a messenger RNA of Vitis vinifera (wine grape), 1074 nucleotides long. Its product is annotated as glutathione S-transferase zeta class. Gene Ontology annotation, molecular function: maleylacetoacetate isomerase activity; glutathione transferase activity. The transcript has 11 exons. Gene Ontology annotation, biological process: L-phenylalanine catabolic process; glutathione metabolic process. Gene Ontology annotation, cellular component: cytoplasm. The record is from RefSeq and is a predicted model, not a curated record. Lineage: Eukaryota; Viridiplantae; Streptophyta; Magnoliopsida; Vitales; Vitaceae. Bases 41 to 841 code for a protein of 266 amino acids.
CGCCACGUGGCAAUUCAACUAACACGAGGCGUGGAAGCUGAUGACAUGGCAAGUUAAUCGUGGCAAAAUUGUAUACUCUGUUUCAUGCAUUUUUGUCGUCUUCCUUGGUCAUUUAGAGGAGGACAGGGAGCAGUGUGACAGUGAGCAGCGAGUGAAUCAAACUGCAACUAUGGAGGAGAGCAAGCUGAAGCUGUAUUCAUCCUGGCGGAGUUCCAGCUCCUGCCGUGUCCGAAUUGCCCUCAACUUGAAAGGUCUGAAAUACGAGUACAAAGCAGUGAAUUUGUUGAAAGGAGAGCAGUUCAGUCCAGAGUUUUCAAAGCUCAGUCCUCUCAAUUAUGUGCCCACGUUGGUGGAUGGGGACAUGAUAGUUGUUGAAUCUUUUGCUAUUCUGAUGUAUCUGGAAGACAAGUAUCCUCAACAUCCAUUGUUGCCUCCUGAUCUAAAGAAAAGAGCUAUCAAUUACCAGGCUGCUAGUUUUGUUUCCUCAAGCAUACAGCCACUUCAGAAUUUGGUUGAACAGAAAUAUAUUGCGGAAGAGGUUGGUAGUGAUGAGAAGCUCUCAUGGGUCAAACAUCACAUGGAAAAAGGCUUUGCAGGUAUUAAUGCUGUUUUAUUUGCACUGGAGAAGCUCUUAAAAGACCAUGCUGCAAAAUAUGCAAGUGGAGAUGAAGUUUUCCUGGCUGACUUAUUUCUAGCGCCCCAGAUUCAUGAUGCGCUUACAAGGUUCAAUGUCGACAUGACUCAAUUCUCUCUUCUAUUGAGGUUGAAUGACGCAUACAAUGAAUUGCCAGCAUUCCAAGAUGCCAUGCCUGAAAAACAGCCCGAUUACCUUCAAUCAUAGGUCCAACUUCUGAAUCACAAAAUGGAGCUUUUUGAGAUUUGGCUUAUCUUGUGGAAUGGCAAUACUGGCUGGGCUGCCAUUUUAUCAGCUGGAACACUGUGGGUGGUUGUGAAUAAAUAAUCGACAAAUCGUGCACUGCUGUGAUCAUACUAAAAUGUCUGUCCAAAGUUUCCACAACUUCUUGUUUCGUAUCUAUAUUACUACAUCAAUGAUACUGCUUCUCAGUUCUGCCA